AUGAAAUUUUGUAUUGGUUCUAAGAAAGUCAAAGAAAACAACUACCGCAAAGUCUUUAGCUCUCCCGUCUCCCGAAAAAAAGAGUUGCUGCCUCAACGAGGGACCGAUUCUGGAAACUUUUAUCCACAACAAUGGAUUCUUUUUCACCUUUUUUGGAUAAAUUCUACGAUCCGCUCAUGGCAGGCAGUAUAGACGGAACCGACGAAGAUCCACAUGACAGAGCAAUCACCAGAGCGCUCACUGCUACUUACAAGUGCAACAAAUUUGUGAAAGGUGACCCAAAGCUUACCCUUUUUGUUGCACGAUUAAGCCCGAAAACUGAGGAGAAGACACUUUAUAAUAAGUUUCGAGAGUUUGGAAAAAUUAAACAGCUCAGACUAGUUAGAGAUAUUGUGACAGGAUUUUCCAAGUGUUACGCAUUCAUCGAAUUUGAGGAUGAAAGGGCGCUUCGGAACGCCCACAAGGACGCCUACAAAAUGGUUAUUGAUGAGAAAGAGAUACUGGUGGAACAUGAAUUUGAAAGGACAUUGAAAGGAUGGAUUCCACGUCGUCUGGGUGGUGGUUUGGGGGGCAAAAAAGAUUCUGGACAACUAAGAUUCGGUGGUAGAGACAGACCGUUUCGAAAACCCAUCGGUAUGUUCACUCCUUCCAGUUACUCUAGUAGAAAUAAAUAUGGCACCUACCAAACUUACUCAGGACGCAGCAGUGAGAGUGAAACUCAUCGACAAAAACGGAACAGAGACGAGAGAGACUACCAUGCACACACCAGACAUCGCAGUAAACGUUCGAGAUCACGUGAUUGACCAUCAGAAAGUCUUUUCUAUGCAGGGUGUAUUUUGUCAUCUUGCCAUUAUCAAGAAAAUAUAACGUUGCGCAAAAUGUCAGACCUGUGUCAUUCCAUGUUUUUCAAAUAUUAACAGUUUUAUAUCCUCUGUCACAGCAUUGUAAUAAAUUUGAAAUUGCAUUAAGGCAUAUACUUCAAGUAUGAAUGCUGACUUCAUACAUGGUUUUAAAAAACAGCAAAUUAGAGUGAAUGUGUUUGUAUACAUGCAAGCAGAAUUUGCUUAUGAAUUUUCUUUUAAUUAUAAUGCAGCUGUUUGUGCAUGCUUGUCCCUAUUUGGUUGGUUGAUUUAAUAGCAAAGUGACUCUGCCCAACAGUGAUUUUCUCUAUUGGGUUGGGAGGGGGGAGAAAAGAAGUGUGGGAGGAGGGAACUGGAACCCAGAGAAACCCCCUAACACCCAGCCCUGUGAACAGAGAGUGUCUUGAGACUGGAUCUGAAUCCAGAACCUCUCACUGUAGUGGUAACAAGUGAGUGCUUUAACGACGACACUACGAGGUGCCUCUAUACUUGUCCCUGGUUGGUUGGUUUAGUGGGAAAGUGCAUUCAUCUUGAGGUGAUUUUGCACUAUGGGUAGAGGAAGGAAAUGAGAAAACCCCCAACACCUGGCUCUGCAAACAGGUGUCAUAUACAAAAAGUGGCCGGAGAUGAGAUCUGAACCAUCUGAACUCACUGUAGUGACAUGCUUCUCCCAUCUCAGCUGUACCCUUCUAUGCCCCUCACAGGACUAAACGUUUCACAAUGCUCUUGUAAGCCUGCUGCAGUUGACACUCUUAACCCUAACCAAUCACACUUUUUCACACAAUUGUGUGUCUCUCGCUUAAAUAUAAUUCACCACCAGGCUACCAGCUGCCCCUCUACACUUGUGUUUAAAUAACAUGAAAUCUAAAUUAGCAAUAAAAAUGUCUGAAAUGUGUGUGCGUGCCUACAUUUAUUUACAUUUCAAACUGUACAGUUAUGCUUAAACCAGCAAAUAAACUUCAAGAUCAGUUGCAUCUUGCCCACAUAUUCUGUUCAAAAUGUCAUGCAGUCAGCACGUAAUUCCUCUACAUACCAAUACUUGAGAAGCUGUUUAAAACAUGAUCUACAUCUGCUACAUAAAUAUGCAUGAAACCUUGUUUGGCUCACAAAGCCAUUUCUAAUAAUGAAUUGUCAUGGCAUAAUUCUUUAUACAAAAGCUCCUUGAUUGAAUGCUGGUUUAAGUAGUCCAAAACAAAAAAGUGGAAUUUAGACAACAAAUAGAGACAAGAUACAAAUAAUAAAGGGAAAAGCACAGGCUCAUUCUAAAUCAACAAGCAGGAAUAUAUAUUUACACUACCUUUAUUUAUAACAAAAAUAUGUACUUUGGAUGCAACAACAUGCCCCACAUGCCCCAGUCCACGUAAAUACUCAAGGCUCCAAAGCACAAAUUUUCACAAACCACUUAUAACAAUGUACAAGGGGAAAAACAAUGUGCAGAUGUCAGAAUCAUUAGGCAACAACUAAACACCAGACAAGUUAAAAUACAAAAAAAUAUAGAAACAAGGGAUAAAUAUACCCUCUAAACCACAAAGUAAAUUUUGGAACUUGCUAAUUUUCAACACAAAUGCCUAACCCUCAUGUUGAUGUACAGGCUCAUGUCUUGAGCUUUCAGAUUUUGCAAUGCAUUGUGUUAUUUUAAGUAGCUUAAUUACAAAUAAGAGUGUUUAGUAAACAUCAAACUGCAAUUCACAAGAAAACUACUUGCUACCAUGCAUGCAGAAUAUAAAAUAGUAGUGAAGCCAAUCAUUUUGAAACAAUAUUUCUAAAAUUACCAAAGAUGACCAAAAAAAUCAUACAUUUGUAGUUUGGUGUGACUGAACUAGGCUCUUUCUAAACUAACACUGGUUAUUUAUCAGACAGGUAAAACUCAGCUCCCAACAAAUACAUUUUAUGACAUAAUGUUCUUAAAAUUUUUAAUGUGGUUUAAAGGGUAAAUCAUGUGCAAUUUUUAAAGAUGUAA
This is a messenger RNA of Pomacea canaliculata, 2820 nucleotides long. Its product is annotated as U11/U12 small nuclear ribonucleoprotein 35 kDa protein-like. Gene Ontology annotation, biological process: mRNA splicing, via spliceosome. Gene Ontology annotation, molecular function: snRNA binding; mRNA binding. The record is from RefSeq and is a predicted model, not a curated record. The transcript has a single exon. NCBI's taxonomy places the organism in Eukaryota, Metazoa, Mollusca, Gastropoda, Architaenioglossa, Ampullariidae. Gene Ontology annotation, cellular component: precatalytic spliceosome; U12-type spliceosomal complex. Bases 132 to 803 code for a protein of 223 amino acids.